GCAUUCACCAUAGAUCAAAGGUUAUAAAUACUGUUACCGCCUUGCUUUCACAGCAUUUCUAUAGAAAGUAGACAGAGGGUGGGAUCGUUCUAACCACUGAAUUUCUCUGACAAAAACUUCAAGAUGGCUGGCUCAAUGGCACUGCGCAGGUUCGUCGAAAAAGGUCGCAAGAUAGUUGGGGUUGGUUUAAAUUACAGACAACUCGCCAAGGAAUUUAACAUGUCUCUCCCGAAUGAACCACUGAUUUUUCUUAAGCCGACAAGUUGCUACCUGGAAGAAGGCAACGGGGCUUUGAUAAGGGCUCCACCCGGUUGCAAAGGUCUUUACUACGAGGUUGAACUGGGUAUAGUUAUCGGCAAGAAAGGCUUCAAGAUCCCUGCAGCCAGCGCUAUGGACCACGGUGGAGGAUACGCCUUAGCAUUAGACAUGACGUCCGUAGACUUGUUACUACCCCUCCAAAAGAUCGGUCACCCAUGGGCCAUUGCCAAGGCGUUCGACACAGCACUUCCCAUAGGCAAGUUUAUAGACAAGGCAGAAAUCCCGGACCCUCACAACCUUCGCAUGUGGCUGGAGCUGAAUGGGGAAUUGAAACAAGACGCAAAUACAAGUGACUUUGUCUUCAAGGUACCUGAAAUGAUCAGUCACAUCACCCGGUACAUGACCCUUGACGAGGGAGACCUCAUCCUGACGGGGAGUCCCCCAAAUAUUCAUCCCGUGAACGAGGGUGACGUCAUCACAUGUGGUAUCGGUGAUAAAUAUAAGAUGGCGUUUGAUGUCGGCCCACACCUUUAAGUGCAAAACCACCGAGCUUCGAUUAGCGGUGUACCAAACGUCGUGUUCAUAGUAGGCCUAUGUUUGUUACAAAUUUUAAUCGCACACGUGGGACCGGUUCGGUAAACGGCCAUUUUUAGAAAGGUGUCAAAAUUGUAUUUGCACCUAGCUUUGUGUGUUGAGUUUGUGGGUGCUGAAGGUGGCUGGAUAAGAGCUGCCUGUAUAUGAUGUUCCAUCAUGGUGUCCUCGUGGGAGUGGGACGAAUUUACCGCACGUUAAAAGGAUGUAUUAUUAUUGUUUUCGAUAUCAUUCAGUGCAAAGUUUUGUCAGCCUCCACAAAAUAAUUUUGCUCCUAAAAACAGCCAGGAAUGAACCGAAACUAAUAAAAAAUAUAUUUACAGUGAAAACAUGUUUUGUAAUACCAACAUUCUUUAUUGCAUAUUGGUGUAUAUUAGUCAUUUUGUUAUAUACAUGAUUUAUGUUAAUAAAUUAUGAAAUUAUUAUUUCAGACGAUAACAAUUAUAGCUGUCCUUUGUAUGUUUCCGUAAAGGCACUGGUCACUGCUGGACACUAUUGGUAAUUACUAAAAAAUAAGUAAGAGCUGUUGAUCGUAAAACAUUACGAGAAACGGCUCCCUCUGACGUAGUUUUUGAGCAAGGGGUAAUUUCUCACUCAAACAAUAUUUAAAGACUUAAGGAGGCCUGACGCAAAUUUUUAUUUGGCAUUUAGUAACAAUGGCAUCUUUUCUUUCAUUAUUCUCUUGCAACUGCUAUUGCCGAUUGAGUCAAAAUUUUCACAGGUUGUUAUUGUAUCCGUUGGAAUUACCAAGUGAGAUUGUUGGUCUUUGAAGAUUCACAAAGGUGCCAAGUCGUGCCUUUAAAAGCCAAUUAC
Molecule: messenger RNA, 1662 nt
Organism: Asterias rubens (European starfish)
Lineage: Eukaryota; Metazoa; Echinodermata; Asteroidea; Forcipulatida; Asteriidae
Product: acylpyruvase FAHD1, mitochondrial-like
Exons: 3
Coding region: 124-792 (222 amino acids)
Cellular component (GO): mitochondrion
Molecular function (GO): acetylpyruvate hydrolase activity
Source: RefSeq, a predicted model, not a curated record